CAGCCAUUGUCUGAGGCAGAAGAGAGCCCAGAAAGAGCUCCCUCUCCCAGUCUUCCUCAUUCAGCACAGUAGUCACAGCCUGUACAUCAUGCAGCUGGUGGCCAGCCUGGUGUCUGUUCUGCUGCUGGUGUGGAGCGUGAGAGCCACUGCACUGCCUGGAGAAGAGAGACUUGCAAUACAGAGCACUAGGGAACAGAGCACAGUCCGGAAAGACGCCAUCCUCAAGAUGCUGGCGGGCCUGCUGGACAGCGUGGAUGCGGGGCGCGAGGCGGCCUCCCCCGACGUGGAAGAGGAGGGCAAGCUGGAGGAGGAGCGGGCGGUGCUGGGACGACUCGCCCAGCUCUCUCAGAGGGACCGCAAAGCCCCCUGCAAAAACUUCUUCUGGAAAACCUUCACCUCCUGCUAGUGCUGCCUGGCCUGGCCCUGCCGGGCCGCCUGCCCGUGAACACCCUCCCCUCCCCUUGAGUGCCCCGUCCCCCGAGCUCCCUUCCUUGUCUUCUCCACCCCUGAGAAUAAAGCAUGGCGCCUCGGG
Messenger RNA from Athene cunicularia (burrowing owl), 532 nucleotides. RefSeq names its product somatostatin-2-like. Gene Ontology annotation, molecular function: hormone activity. NCBI's taxonomy places the organism in Eukaryota, Metazoa, Chordata, Aves, Strigiformes, Strigidae. Gene Ontology annotation, biological process: regulation of cell migration. Gene Ontology annotation, cellular component: extracellular region. The record is from RefSeq and is a predicted model, not a curated record. The transcript is spliced from 2 exons. The coding region runs from base 89 to 406 and encodes 105 amino acids.